UCCGUCAGCAGAGAACCAAGAUGGCGGCCUCCAUGCUGAGCGGGGUGUGUGUGACCCUUCGGGGCCCCGCGGUCCUCGCUGUGGCCCCGAUCAGGGUACAGUGGUACAGUGCGGGUCUGACAGUCUCAGGAGCGGCUGCUGUUCACAGAAAACGGCCUGGACAGAGAGGCGGCCAAAGGAAGGAGGUCCCACCUCCGCGCACAGAGAAGAUGCUUACAGAUCAAGAAUGGAGUAAUGUCUAUCCGACAGCCGCCUCCUUCAAGCCGUCAGCGGUCCCGCUCCCCGUGCGUAUGGGAUACCCCAAGAAGAAAGCAGCGCCCCCAGAUAAGAUUGGGAACCUGGAACUGCUGAAGAUUUCCAACUUCCUGCACUUAACGCCAGCAGCCAUCAAGAAGCACUGUGCUGUGCUGAAAGAAUUCUGCACGCCGUGGCCGGCAUCGCUCACCAGUGAUGAUUCCUGCACCCAGCAUUUUCCUAUUGAUCUCCAGUCGGUGGAUUAUGUGUUUGCCGGACCGUCCCUUCGCACCCCAAAGGCCAGAGCUGUAACUUUGCAGAUUAAACUUUCCAGUCUGAACCUAGAUAAUCACUCCAGGAAGAAGCUUAUAAAACUUGUAGGAUCACGGUACAACGCUGGGGAUGACAUUCUCACCAUCCGCACCGACAGGUGUCCGGUCAGAAAACAGAAUCAGGACUACGCCUUGUAUCUGCUGACUGUCCUGUACCACGAGUCUUGGAAAACUGAAGCAUGGGAAAGUGAAAAGGAGGAGAGCGACAUGGAUGAAUACAUUUGGGAGGGCAGCAAAUCCCAGCAGAACGUCCUGAACACGCUCACCAGGUCACUUGGGAACUCCGAAGAUAUCCUUCAGGCGCCCAACGUGCAGGAAUACCGCAGAGCGAUGCUGAACCUGCGUAACCAGGGAGAGACUGAAGAAAGCAUCCGCUGCUACAAGCAGAGUGUCAAGAAUCUGCUGGGAGUGGUGUGACCACAUCACAGGACCGAUCCCCCAAUAUGGACUCCCGUAUCUUCUCUGAAUGGACUGAAACAGAAUAAAGAUCAGAUUUCUUUAUGUAGACUCGGGGAGGUCUGUUACCUUCUGAAGACGGGGCUUAUUCACAAAUCGGUCACCGGCUACAAAAAUUGAAAUUGUUUUUUUUUACAUCCUGGGAGUUGUAGUUUCCAAUGGCUGCAGAGCCACAGGUUGGAGAAUCCAGUUGUAGGCAACAAUGAUUUUUAGCCCAAAAUGAGUAAAAAAAUAAAUAAUUUUGUACAUA
Bufo gargarizans (Asiatic toad) is the source of this 1272-nucleotide messenger RNA. RefSeq names its product mitochondrial ribosomal protein S35 (gene MRPS35). Bases 21 to 983 code for a protein of 320 amino acids. Gene Ontology annotation, molecular function: structural constituent of ribosome. The record is from RefSeq and is a predicted model, not a curated record. Gene Ontology annotation, cellular component: mitochondrial small ribosomal subunit. Lineage: Eukaryota; Metazoa; Chordata; Amphibia; Anura; Bufonidae. Gene Ontology annotation, biological process: mitochondrial translation. The transcript has 8 exons.